AUGGACGUACAUGAUGGAAGCAUAAGGAACUUACUUAAUGCUAACAAUAACUUACCAGGAACUAUUAAAGCAUUUAUAAAGUCCUUUGUAAAACCUGGUGCUCUAACAUUUAGGUCUUUGAGAGCAAGAGCAUUGAAGUCAAGAGAUGCAGAAACUCCAACAGAACCUACAGAAGGAACUGAAACAACAGAAACUCCAGAAGAACCACCAAAACCAACAGCUAAUGAAAUAUUGUUCGAAUAUUUUCCAAGGUACUCUGUUCUCAUUGCAUACAUUCAAGAAAUACUUAAGAAAGCAGACUUGACUUUAGGAGAUGAUGAAAGUUCUGUAUAUCUUUCGUUCCAGUUUCAAAUAGCAGAACUUUUGAGACAGAUAUGCUUAAUGUAUGACAACAUCUCUGAUUUCACAAGAUAUGAUGACGACCAUGACCCCGAACACGGUGAAGAAGAAGUUUUACAAACAUCCAUUAAGACAGGAAAGGUUUUAACUCAAAGUCUCAUUAUUGACACCAAAGAUGGCGAAGUGGACGUUCUUCAAGAGCUGAAGAAAAAUACUUCUUCGGGAGGUGGUGGUAGGCAUGAACUUGAAAUAAAUGAGAUAGAAGAGAAAUUAGCCGAAAAAGCAGAUAAAGAACAUAAACACAAUAUCUCCGAUAUAAAUGAACUUCAAGCUACAUUAAAUAGUAAAGCGGACAAAAAUGAACUUGACGCAAUGAACAAAGUUUUGAAAUCUCAUAAACACAAUAUCUCCGAUAUAAAUGAACUUCAAGCUACAUUAAAUAGUAAAGCGGACAAGAACCACGUUCAUUAUAUAACUUCAGACGAACAGAUUAUAACGGACUACCAUGGAUAUUUAACACGAAGUGAUGAAGCGAAGACAAAAAAUGUUAAUGAAAGAAGAUAUAAAUACAUUCGUGCUAAAG
Molecule: messenger RNA, 922 nt
Organism: Trichomonas vaginalis G3
Lineage: Eukaryota; Parabasalia; Trichomonadida; Trichomonadidae
Product: organellar and viral DNA polymerase type B
Exons: 1
Source: RefSeq, a predicted model, not a curated record